UACUGGCUAUAUCAUCAUUAUCAUUAGUGCGUUUCCAACAUCAUGAAUAAGUAAAACAAAGUAUCUCAUCUCGGCCAACAAUUUAGUCUGGUUUAUAACCAGAAUUACAGAGCCAAUACAUAGUCUUACAGUUUCGUGAUUGUGUUGGAGGUGGCACCACUUGUUUCUUCAACCUACUUCAACCAUAGAUAUUCAUGUGAUCAUAGCCUCAAGUUUUAACGGAUGUUUGAUACUGUUAUUUAUUUGAAUUGAAUUGAAGAUCAGCUGAUUGGUGAAUGUGAUUUAUGUGGUUGAACGGAACGUGCUUAGACCGGUGUUUAUCAUUACAAGUAUUUUGAUCUGCUACAUUUGAAUUUUCAAAACCUAUUGUAGUUUGUAGUGAAUACUUUUAGCAUAGGAAAAUGUCAAACGAGCAGAAAACCAAACAAUCAAUUCAUAAUACCACGAGAAAAAUAGCUAAUGAAGUUGCUAGCAAUUUCAAUAUGGAAAUUGAUGCAGAUGCUUUGGAUAUCAUAGCCGAACUGACUUAUAAAAAAAUACAGCUUUAUGGACUGGAUUUAGAUGCUUUUCAGAAGCACGCAAAGAGAUCUACUAUAAAUGCUGAUGACGUGAAACUUCUGGUCAGACGAAAUGAAUCAUUGAAGCAGCUCGUGGAUUCCAAACUACAAACCAUAAAUUCUAUGAAACCCCCGGAAGCAGCUGGUCCAUCGAAAAGAAAAAGAAAGGGUACAGUGUGAAUGGUGAUCUUAAUUGUUAUUAUAAUGAAUAAAGUGCAUUGACAAUUAA
Messenger RNA from Phaedon cochleariae (mustard beetle), 786 nucleotides. The record is from the annotation of a GenBank genome assembly. Lineage: Eukaryota; Metazoa; Arthropoda; Insecta; Coleoptera; Chrysomelidae.